Molecule: messenger RNA, 4586 nt
Organism: Plodia interpunctella (Indianmeal moth)
Lineage: Eukaryota; Metazoa; Arthropoda; Insecta; Lepidoptera; Pyralidae
Product: TAR DNA-binding protein 43-like
Exons: 3
Coding region: 1915-3264 (449 amino acids)
Biological process (GO): regulation of gene expression
Cellular component (GO): chromatin; nucleoplasm
Molecular function (GO): RNA binding
Source: RefSeq, a predicted model, not a curated record
AUUAUAUUUAAUAAAAAGUAAUUUGGCAGCCUUUUCUCCUAUGAGACGACAUGUCUAUGCCAUGCUAGAAGUGAGCGGAGACUUCACGCUCACUCUAGCAUGUACCGACUUGCACAGAUUCGCAUUCGCAAAACAUUUGCAUCGUUUGAUGCGAAUGCAUAUGUUGAUGCGAAUCUUUAAAAUGAUGUGCUAAUAUUAUAAAUGCGAAAGUUUGUGAGGAUGUACGUGUGUAUGUUUGUUACUCUUUCACGCAUUAUCUAUUGGACUAAUUGUUAUGAAAUUUGGUACACGGGUAGAAUAUAACCGGGAUUAAUACAUAAGGUACUAUUUAUCCCGAAAUUCCCAUGGGAGCGAAGCCCUGUGGCACAGAUACUUUCUGAAUAUACUUCGACUUGACUAACAAAACUGAUUCAAGGUUUAGAAAUGUGCUAGUAGAACUAAGAGUAGUUAGGUACGGGUUGGAAAAAUGGCUAAUAAAAUAAAAUAGGUACCUACUUAGGUACCUAUUUCGUUUUAAUUUAUUAGCCGUUCUAUGGUAAAAGUCAACAUUCAAGGUAAACAAGUUGGUGGAUCUAGUGGCUGGUGUCAUCCGGUUCACCCACCCAGAUUCACUCUUAUUAAAUCAAUGACCAAGAAAGACUCGAAAAAGUAGGUAGUACCUUUGUAACCACUUACAUGUAAAUAUAGAAUAGAAUUUAUUUUAUAAUUUACUAGGUUCCGGCUUCCCUCGAGUAAAAACAUGAAAAUCUGUGCAGUAGUUUUUGAGUUUAUCGCGAACAGAUAGACAGACGCGGCGGAGGACUUUGUUUUGUAAGUUUUGUAAUAUGUAUGUAGAAGUGGUAGAAAUAGUGUAGGGGCUAGUUAAAGGCACGAAAGAGAAAACAACAAUGGAUAUGUCAUAAGGAAAUGUUGAACGUUUGAAUUGAACACCAUCAAACGAAGAAAUUUUCUUCGCUUGAUGAUGUUCAACGUUGAUGUCAAACGUUCAACUGAAAAUUAAGAAGAAAUUCUUAAUUUUCAGAAGAAUUUCUAUUGAAUGUGUGCGUUUUGCGACACCUUUACUGUAGUAAAUUUUCCUUAUGACGUUUGUGUUUCCACUGUGUUUUCUCUAUUUUUCUUCGGUCACGUUAUGUGUAACACGAAUUAUAGAAUUUUGCACAUCCGUAAGAAGAAUUUAAGAAACCUGCACGACUGGUUCAGUCGCAGUGCACCUCGCUGUUUCGUGCGCGGCAGCUUCAAAUGUACCUCUAAAUAGUAAUCUAUCUAUGUUCAAAAGCGAAAAUCGCCAUGAUGCUGUGCUGUCCUUGGAGUAGGUAUGGCAAAGUCUAAGCAUAGUGUAAUAAGCAUGGAAUUAUUAGAUUAAUUAUGGAAUACUCCCUAUUAGUAGGUACUCAGGCACUUCGCUGUUUCGUGCGCGGCAGCUUCAAAUGUACCUCUAAAUAGUAAUCUAUCUAUGUUCAAAAGCGAAAAUCGCCAUGAUACUGUGCUGUCCUUGGAGUAGGUAUGGCAAAGUCUAAGCAUAGUGUAAUAAGCAUGGAAUUAUUAGAUUAAUUAUGGAAUACUCCCUAUUAGUAUUAUUGCGCAUUUAUCCCGCCAGAGUACAGCACUGUAUGUUAGGUACACAAAAGCUUUGCCGCCUUUUGCUAUGUCGAUUAAAAUGUUUAUUUUGGAGUACUUUAUUAAUCCUUUCAUUAUGUAAGCAUUCGUUUGUGAAAAUAUACAACAAUGCUUAGAACCUUUUGCCUUCCAAUAUUGAUAAACUAAACAAAAAAAAACACUAUGGUCGAUCGGACGGCCAUUUUAUAUAAUAAAUGUCACUGUCAAACAUUACACGAAUACGAUCAAUUUUUGUAUUGCAUUGUAGGUAUUCUGUAUAUUUUCCUUUGAUUUUUAUCGUGACGACGAAUUACCAGAAUGUGUGCUAAGUCAAACAAUUUUAAUGAAGAUUUAUUUGAUUACAUUAGAGUAAGUGAAGAUGAGGACGACUCCAAUGCCGUAGAAAUCCCAUGCGAAAUGGACGGAACAUUGUUGUUGUCGACACUCGUUGCUCAGUUUCCUGGAGCAUGUGGUUUAAAAUAUCGGCAUCCCGAUAGUAAAUCUGUACGUGGUAUUCGUCUCAGCGAUGGUAAACUACAUCCCCCCACAGAUGUUGGUUGGGGAAAGCAUCUAUAUAUUUGCGUAUUUCCUAAAGAAAAUAAACGUAAAAUGGAGGACGUGCCGCCGGAAAAUUCUGCUGCUAAAACAAAACGAUUGGAAAAAAAACUUACUUGUUCAGAUUUAAUAUGCCUAGGACUACCUUGGAAAUCAACUGAAGAGUCAAUAAAACAAUAUUUUGAGAAAUUUGGAGAAGUAGUUAUGGUCCAACUAAAAAGAGAUAAGAACGGAUCUUUCAAAGGUUUUGGUUUUAUUCGUUUCGCAACAUAUGCUUCGCAGAUGAGAGCACUUGCGCAGCGCCAUAAUAUUGAUGGUAGAUGGGUAGAUGUUCGAAUACCCAACUCCAAGGAAGGAGUAGUACCUCAAAUGCCUUGCAAAGUAUUUGUGGGCAGAUGUACUGAAGACAUGACCGCAGAUGAUCUUCGUGAGUAUUUUUCAAAGUUUGGAGAGGUUACAGAUGUUUUCGUACCUCGACCUUUCCGUGCUUUUGGGUUUGUCACUUUUUUGGACCCUGAAGUUGCACAGAGUCUCUGUGGUGAAGACCAUGUCAUUAAAGGGGCAUCUGUGUCUGUAUCAAGCGCUGCACCAAAGAUAAAGGGUAAAAGUAACCCAAACUGGAAAGAUGAUUCUUAUAGCAACAACAACUGGGAUGGUAACCGAUCUGGGCCAUCUUCAGGUCCUAACAAUAAUGGAGGAAACAGUAAUAUUGAUUCUUUGAAUAUGCAAAAUUUAGGUAUCAAUCCCAAUGGUGGCCCACCUGCUAAUUUCAAUUUGCCUAUAAGUCUUGUUGCUGCUGCUUUGAAUCAAGCUGGAUGGGGUGGUUUCUUGGGUGGUCCUGGCAAUAAUGGUCCUAAUAAUUGGCAAGGCGGUCCACCACAGGGCAGUGGCGGAAGUUCAGGCAAAAACUGGAAUGGUAAUCAGAAUUGGAGCCAAAAUGGGCCACCUCCUUCUUGGAAUCAAGGCAGUGGGAAUGGCCAAGGUUGGAAUGGUGGUAAAAAUGGUAAUUGGAAUCAGGGGAAUUGGUCAAAUAACAGCCAAGGAGGGGGUUGGAAUGGAAGUGGAGGCAGUUCUGGAUCUGGUAGUGGAUGGAACAACAAACCACAAACAUGAGUUGCAAGUGGCGAAAUAGUCAAGAAUGUGGUAAGAGGAAUUUAGUCAUGAAAUUCGGGAACAAUAUUACAGGAUACUGUUAAUUGUACCUACAAGCCUACAAUAUACAUCCAUAACAACAGCAGCUUAUAGCAGGUGAAAGGUGAAUAAAUUGUCGACAUUUUGAAUUUUUGACUACGUUUUGGAAAGAGAACAAACUUUGUUAUGGCUAAACGAGAUUAAACUAUAUCGGAUCUGAAAUAAUGAUAUACGUACAUAGCACUUUAUUUUUUUGCAACCAAAAAGGCACAAUAAACAUUAAACUGAACCGCCUAUUCCUUUUUUAUCGUAAUGUAACUAAGUAUUAAUAUUAUUUAUAAGCAAACAUCAUUUAAUUUCGAAUAGUGGAUCCAUAUCGGAUAGUAUUUCUUUUGAGGCAGAGUAAAAUAUGUGUCAUUCAUUGUCUGAUUCUGGUGUUAAACGUAUUGUUAAUUUUAUAAAUUAUACGUGUUAUGUACAGCCAACAGCACAUCAAAUUACCGUGCAUGAAGCACUAUGGCUGGCGGCGCGGUAAUAGCGGAGUUUGCAAUGAAUUUGGGAAGGUUGAUGUACUGUUGGCUGUACAUUGUGUUUUGUUCUGUGUAUUUUAUAUUCCGCGCACUUUUGCUUUUUUUCAGAAAGUUUGAAGAAACGAGAAAAGGCGAAGGUGAAAAUUCGCCGUUGUUAUCGGCGUCACGGCGAAUGAGAAUAUGAGAAUCUGGGCUUUGAUAAAAAAAAACAAUUUUUUCCUUUUCUGUGCCAUAUCUAUCUUUGGAGGGCAUCUAGGUCUCUCAGUACUUCAUCUUAUUGCAGUUUUAUUUUCGCAGUGGAAAGCGUGCUGGGCCUGGAACCUCAUGCGAAAAUAAAACUGCAAUACAUCUCCCAGGGGAAUCUGACGACAUGGAGCUAGGAAUAACACUGGAACUCGCACUCCCAAGAUCUUUUUGUUUGAUUCAAAGAACAUGUAGUUACAUAUAUUGCGAUCUAGAGUCACCAAUGGCCCGUCCCACGAAAUACAAUAUUUUUUAUUUUCCGUCUGUCCUUUUACUUAUGUAUUACAGGCAUGCAAUACAAUAAGAUAAAAUAUAUUACAUCCUGUAAUACAUAGAUGUAUUUUACCGCACAAGGAGAAGUCGAGCACCAGAUAAAAGAGAGCAAUCCUAUGUACUUUGAAUAUCAAAUAGGUUUGUUUUAGCAGUGCGUUAGCCAGUAUAUAUUCAGAUAGAAUGAUAACCUGCCUGUGACAGAAUAAUAUAUGCACGUUUUAUAUAAAGCAUUUGUGAAUAUUAAAUAUUGUAUUUAUU